Messenger RNA from Chinchilla lanigera (long-tailed chinchilla), 902 nucleotides. It is a transcript of the gene Bcl7c, whose product is annotated as B-cell CLL/lymphoma 7C. The coding region runs from base 175 to 828 and encodes 217 amino acids. The transcript has 6 exons. NCBI's taxonomy places the organism in Eukaryota, Metazoa, Chordata, Mammalia, Rodentia, Chinchillidae. The record is from RefSeq and is a predicted model, not a curated record.
GGCGGCAGGAAGCGGGGCGGGGACUCGCGGAGGCUGUGGGGAGCGGGAGGGCGCGGCCAACUCCCGGAGGGACGUCAGGCUGCGAGAGCGGCGCCGGGCUCUGGCGCGGAGCCCGAGUCCGCCGGAGGGGAGGCGGCCCCGCCGCGGGCUCGGCCGGGCCCCCGCGCUGCCACCAUGGCCGGCCGGACCGUGCGGGCUGAGACCCGGAGCCGGGCCAAGGAUGACAUCAAGAAGGUGAUGGCGACCAUCGAGAAGGUCCGGCGAUGGGAGAAACGCUGGGUGACCGUGGGCGACACUUCCCUUCGUAUCUUCAAGUGGGUGCCCGUGGUGGACCCCCAGGAGGAGGAGCGACGGCGGGCAGGUGCCGGAGCAGAGAGAUCCCGGGGCCGGGAGCGGCGGGGCAGGGGCACCAGCCCCCGAGCAGGCGGCCCCCUCAUCCUGCUUGAUCUCAAUGAUGAGAACAGCAACCAGAGUUUCCAUUCCGAAGGCUCCCUGCAAAAGGGCACCGAGCCCAGUCCUGGGGGCACCCCCCAGCCCAGCCGCCCUGUGUCACCUGCCGGGCCCCCAGAAGGGGUCACCGAGGAGGCUCAGCCCCCACCGCUGGGCCAAGAGAGAGAGCCCGCGGUCAUGCCUGCAGGCGGGACUGAUGAACCCCCCAUGCUGACCAAGGAGGAGCCUGUUCCAGAACUGCUGGAAGCUGAGGCCCCUGAAGCUUACCCCGUCUUUGAGCCAGUGCCACCUGUCCCUGAGGCAGCCCAGGGUGACACAGAGGACUCGGAGGGCGCCCCCCCACUCAAGCGCAUCUGCCCAAAUGCCCCUGACCCCUGAGAAGCCGGCCGGCCUGCCUGUCCUGUCAUCCCAGGGGCCCCUCUGGCUUUUUACAAAUAAAGUCCCUUUUGUAA